CAUGGGGGGGGGGGGAAGAAGAUGGGGAAGUUCUGGCUCUUUGCUUUUAUCCUUUGGCAGAUAAUUCCAAAGCAAGCAGCCGUCACUUUCGGUGGUGGUGUCGGCAUUAAUAUCGGCAAUGCCGGAGGUUUUUGGAUUGGUGGAGGAAUCAACACCAACACCAACAACAACCCAACUCCAUCAAACCCUUCAGUGUCAAAGCUGUCCACUGCUUACACUGCUCUUCAAGCAUGGAAAUCUGCCAUCACAGAUGACCCGUUGGGGAUUUUGGAGACUUGGGUUGGUCCAGAUGUGUGUUCUUACAAGGGUGUGUUCUGUGCCGGUUCUCAAGGUGCAAUGCCUCCAUUUGUUUCAGCCAUAGACCUCAACCAUGCAAAUCUGCAAGGCACUCUGGUCAAAGAGCUGUCUAUGCUUACGGAUAUUUCGAUCCUCCACCUUAACAGCAACAGGUUCCAUUGCACAAUCCCUGAAACUUUCAAAUAUAUUUCAUCACUUCAAGAGUUGGACCUCAGCAACAAUCAUUUCUCAGGUCCUUUUCCUACUGUCGUUUUGUACCUUCCGAAUCUUGUUUAUUUAGACCUUAGGUUAAACAACUUAUCGGGACUCCUCCCUGAUGAUCUGUUCAACAAAAGACUCGAUGCAAUCUUCCUCAACAACAACCGGUUCGAAGGUGAACUCCCUCAAAAUCUGGGUAAUUCCCCAGCCUCUGUUAUAAACUUGGCCAACAACAAGUUCAGCGGGAACAUCCCUGUGAGUUUUGGGUUAGCCAGUUAUAAAUUGAAGGAGAUUCUGCUGCUUAACAACCAGUUAACAGGCUGCAUUCCAGAAGGUGUUGGGCUGUUCUCGGAGAUGCAAGUUUUCGACGUGAGCCGCAACUCGCUGAUGGGUCGUUUGCCGGACACGGUAUCUUGUUUAAGUGACAUUGAGGUUCUCAAUUUGGCACACAACAAACUAUCAGGCGAACUACCUGAUUUGGCUUGUUCGUUGAGGAGCCUUAUGAAUUUGACCGUUGCAUACAAUUUCUUCUCUGGGUUUAGCCAGGAGUGUCACAAGCUGCUCUUUAGGAACGCCGGGUUCAUUUCUCGCUAAAUUGCAUACCUGGGAGAGACAUGCAGAGACCGCGACCGGAGUGUGCGG
Hibiscus syriacus is the source of this 1137-nucleotide messenger RNA. RefSeq names its product leucine-rich repeat extensin-like protein 4. Gene Ontology annotation, molecular function: protein binding. The transcript has a single exon. NCBI's taxonomy places the organism in Eukaryota, Viridiplantae, Streptophyta, Magnoliopsida, Malvales, Malvaceae. The coding region runs from base 22 to 1089 and encodes 355 amino acids. The record is from RefSeq and is a predicted model, not a curated record.